Messenger RNA from Erinaceus europaeus (western European hedgehog), 1997 nucleotides. RefSeq names its product cytochrome P450 1A1. Gene Ontology annotation, biological process: hormone biosynthetic process; progesterone metabolic process. Lineage: Eukaryota; Metazoa; Chordata; Mammalia; Eulipotyphla; Erinaceidae. Bases 139 to 1686 code for a protein of 515 amino acids. The record is from RefSeq and is a predicted model, not a curated record. Gene Ontology annotation, molecular function: steroid 17-alpha-monooxygenase activity; heme binding; iron ion binding. The transcript is spliced from 7 exons.
CCCAGUCUGUGCUGCCCCCUCUCCCUCACCACAGUCUGGGAGGGGCUCCCUGGGGGCGUGGCCACUGGCUCCUAUAAAGGUGGCCUCAGCCCCAGCCCUGCGCUCCAGCCUCUUGAGCCUCAGCCACCUGAGCCCACCAUGUCGUCCCCACCUGGACUCUCAGUCCCCUUCUCGGGCACGGAGCUCCUGCUGGCCGCGGCCACCUUCUGCCUGGUGCUCUGGGCAGUGCGGGCCGGGCGGCCACGGGUCCCCCGAGGCCAGCAGAGCCCCCCGGGGCCCUGGGGCUGGCCGCUGCUGGGCCACGCGCUGUCCCUGGGCCGGGCCCCGCACGAGACGCUGGCGCGGCUGAGCCAACGGUACGGCCCGGUGCUGCAGGUGCGGCUGGGCCUCACGCCGGUGCUGGUGCUGGGCGGGCCGCACGCCAUCCGGCAGGCCCUGGUGCGCCAGGCCGACGCCUUCAAGGGCCGGCCGGCGCUGCACACCUUCUCGCUGGUGGCCGACGGCCAGAGCCUGACCUUCAGCCCCGACUCGGGCCCCGUGUGGGCGGCGCGGCGCCGCCUGGCCCAGAGCGCCCUGCGUGGCUUCUCGGGGGCGGCAGACCCGGGCGCAGCCUGCAGCCGACUGGAGACGCACGUGGCCCGCGAGGCCGAGGCGCUGGCCGCCAGGUUCCUGGCGCUCACGGAGGGGCCUGGCCGCUUUGACCCCCACCGCUCCCUGCUGGUGUCUGUCACCAACGUCAUCUGCGCCAUCUGCUUUGGCCGCCGCUAUGACCAUGAGGACCAGGAGCUGCUCGGCCUGAUCGACCUGGGAAACGAGUUCGGAGAGUCGGCUGCCUCAGGGAACCUGGCCGACUUCCUGCCCAUCCUGCGUCUGCUGCCCAACCGUGCCCUGAGCAGGUUCCGAGAAAUCAACAGGAGGUUCCAUGACUUUGUGCAGCAGAUCCUCAGGGAACACUACAGGACCUUCGAGAAGGGCCACAUCCGGGACGUCACGGACAGCCUCAUAGAGCACUGCCAGGACCGGAAGCUGGACGAGAACGCCAACCUGCAGCUGCCCGAUGAGAAGAUCAUCAGUGUGGUCAUGGACCUCUUCGGGGCAGGGUUUGACACGGUCACCACGGCCCUGUCCUGGAGCCUGCUGUACCUGGUGACACAUCCUGACGUGCAGGAGAAGAUCCACAGGGAGCUGGAUGCUGUGGUGGGCAGGGCUCGCCGCCCCCGGCUGUCUGACAGGCCCCAGCUGCCCUACCUGGAGGCCUUCAUCCUGGAGACCUUCCGCCACUCGUCCUUCGUGCCCUUCACCAUCCCGCACAGCACCACGCGGGACACCACGCUGAACGGCUUCUACAUCCCCAAGGGGACCUGCGUCUUCGUGAACCAGUGGCAGGUCAACCACGACCCGGAGCUGUGGGGAGACCCGGGGGCCUUCCGGCCCGAGCGCUUCCUGGGCUCCGAGGGCCGCGUGGACCGGGCGCUAGCCGAGCAGGUGCUGCUGUUCGGGCUGGGCCGGAGGCGCUGCGUGGGGGAGGGGCUGGCGCGGGCCGAGCUCUUCCUCUUCCUGGCGCUGCUGCUGCACCGGCUGGGCCUGCGCGUGGCCGCGGGCGCGAGGGUGGACGCCAGGCCGCUGUACGGGCUGACCAUGAAGCUCGCGCGCUGCCCCUACUACCAGGCCUGGCCGCGCGCCUAGCGCCGCCCCGAGAGGGCCGCAGAUGCCGCGGGAGAGGGCCGCCAGCUUUGGGAUCACACGGCCCGCACGGACAGACAGACGGACAGACGUAUGGGGCCUGCAGGCCGGGGAGGCUCGGCAGAAGCCCCAGCGUCCGGAGAAGCUUCAUGCGCUGGGGCCGUCCGGCCCCCUGACAGCUGUGGAGCUGGGCGCGGCGCCCAGGCUGUGCCGGGGGAGCACUGUGGGGGGCAUGUGGGGAGCACUAUGGACACUUCUGGACAACUGUGGGGAGCACUGAGGGCCUGCGAAGGACUGCUGUGGAGGAGCACUGA